CAUAUGUGCGUAUGCGUCAUAACAUCAAUCCCCUGGUUCAUGUUGGGGUUUUUAUUUUCUCCAGCUGAUUCACAAGAAAAUCGCACAGUUCCGCUUUCCAUAGGCUGGAAUCCUCGAAGAGUUUGACACUGGGCCAGUGGCGUUUGCUGAAGUCAUAGGCGUGGUUUUGGAUGGAGAUGCUCCGUGUGCUCCCGCUGGGAUUCCCACCUGCCCUCAGACCGCGUUUGUCACAGCGCCAGUUGGCGUUUUCCUGAGCUCUACACACCACCGCAGAUAUUUGGUUACUAUUUAUUAUUUAUUUAUUUUGUCUACGGAUAUAGACAUUCUGUCAGAGGUGUUGUGUAAUUGCAGCGCUCUGGGGACGCCCGGUUUGAUCACAGAAGAGCGACGGCGCACUUGGUGGAGAUAAACAAGAGCGGACAGCGCGUCGCCUGGUCGCCUGGCCUCCAGGCAGCAGCAGCGGGAAAGAAACCGCAGCAGAGACUCUGGUUCACGUGUAGGGCUGCUCGACGCGUAAGUCGUGCCUGCAGUGGUUUUCAGGGAUGGAAAAUCCACGGAAAAUCCACAAAAGAUCAUCCUGGCUUGGUUUACUUGUGGUGGCGUCUGUUUUCGUUUUAGUGGACAGCAAGAGAGCCAGGCAGCCUCGCUGUCCCUUAUCAUGUACAUGUACCAAAGAUAACGCGCUGUGCGAAAGCGCAGGAUCGAUCCCUCGGAGCUUUCCCCCCGAUGUCAUAUCCCUAUCAUUUGUCAAGUCGGAAUUCACCGAAAUCCCUAAGGAGAGCUUCAUCCACACGCCUGCCCUGCAUCUCCUCCUCUUCACAGCCAACAACCUGGAAUCUAUAAACGAGGAUGCUUUUCUUGGUCUUCCUCAUCUAGAGUAUCUAUUCAUAGAAAACAACCAAAUCCAGUCAAUAUCACCGCAUGCUUUCCGAGGACUAAAAACCUUAGUGCACCUGAGUCUGGCCUACAACAAUUUGGAGACUCUGCCCAAAGAUUUGUUCAAGGGUCUUGAGGCCUUGACAAAAGUAGACUUGCGUGGAAACCAGUUCACAUGUGACUGUAAGCUGAAAUGGUUGGUGGAGUGGAUAUACAGCACCAAUGCCACCAUGGACUUUAUUUACUGCAAAGGCCCAGCCUCACAGAUAGACAAGAAGAUCAACGACCUGGUGCCACAGUCCUUCGACUGCAUCACCACAGAGUUUGCUUCCUACCAGUCUCUAAAGUUUGAAUCCAUAUCAGUGGAAGCAUUUUCCUUCGGGAAUGAUCAGUAUGUUGUGUUUGCCCAGCCCUUUAUUGGGAAAUGCAGCUUUCUAGAGUGGGAUCACGUUGAGACAGUCUUCAGAAACUUUGACGACAUUGACAGCACAUCAACCGUGAUCUGCAAACCCCUGGUCAUUGACAACCAGCUCUUCAUCAUUGUAGCUCAGCUAUUUGGAGGUUCACACAUCUACAAGCGUGACAUCUCUGCCAACAAAUUCAUCAAGCUCCAAGGCAUUGACAUCCUGAGAAUCCGCAAACCAAAUGAUGUUGAGACGUUCCGCAUUGAUGGAGAAUCGUUCUUCGUCAUAGCAGAUAGCUCCAAGGCUGGUUCCACCACCAUCUACAAGUGGAACGGCAAUGGGUUUUACUCCCAUCAGUCCCUUCAUCCCUGGUACCGUGAUACCGAUGUGGAGUUCCUGGAGAUCUCUUCCAAACCUCACUUGAUCCUGUCCAGCAGCUCCCAGAGGCCUGUCAUUUACCAGUGGAACAAAACCACCAAGCAGUUCGACAGACGCACCGACAUCCCAGAAAUGGAGGAUGUUUAUGCAGUGAAGCACUUCCAAGUCAAGUCUGACCUUUUUAUUUGCCUGACACGCUUCAUCGGUGAUUCCAAGGUGAUGCGCUGGGAUGGGGCACUCUUUAGAGAGCUGCAGACCAUGCCCUCUCGGGGCUCUAUGGUGUUCCAGCCUUUUGCUGUGGGCAGCUGGCAAUAUGCCAUUCUGGGCAGUGAUUACUCCUUUACUCAGGUGUACCGCUGGGAUGCCAAGAAGGGCGAGUUUGUUCGUUUCCAGGAGCUGAACAUCCAGGCGCCAAGAGCCUUUUCCCCAGUUUCAAUAGACAACCGUCAGUUCCUGCUAGCGUCCAGUUUCAAAGGGAAAACUCAGAUCUAUGAGCACCUGGUCAUUGAUUUGAGCAACUGAGGGAGUGUUUUGCUUCUUUGUUUGUUUAUUGAUCGGUUAGUUAUUCUAGUGACUCUGGUGUGAAGGCCAUUUCAGCAGAUGCAGUGCAAAACAACUCAGUGUAUUUCCCAACUUUAGAAAAAUAAGCAUUACUCCAUUAUUUUUAAAAAAACAUAUGUUAAAAUCAUGUACGAUAAAUCUUAAGAUAACAGCAUAUAUCUCGACCAAAUAUCUGUCAGAGAUGCAUGCAUCUCAGGUUAGGAUUAAGUCCAAUAUCUUAAUGCAUGAAGGCCCCAAAUCAGUAACCCAUUAUAUUUAACAUCAGCUGGUAAGUUUUUUUUUUUAAUAAUUUCACAUCAUUCAGCAAUGUUUAUAUCUUUGUAAUCUCAUAUAUUUAUCUACAGAGUUAUUAAAAUAGUACUUUUUAACCUGUUAACAUGUUUAACUGAACAAAUCUGCCAAAAUGAAAUGUUUACAUUUUUCUCUUUCCAUUUGUAUGACACACAGUUUGUAAAUGAAGAUUUUGUAAUCUGAAGAGGGACCACUGUUAAGAGGAUGAUUUAAAGUUAUGCUUAUCAUUUGAAAAAAAAGACACAUUGUGUGAGUCUACCUGUAUAUCUCUGCAGCUUACAUUUUUAUUGUUAAUGGUUUGUAUAAUGUUUAAAGUAUUGAGCAGGUUUUCGUAACUGGGAACUAUCAGAACUAUUUUCAACACUCUAAAAUAACUAAGAUGAAAAAGUGAGGAUAGUGUUCAUAAACCUUAACUUUGACUAACAUGUAAGCAAAAUACAUCACUUGUGUCAUGCGUAAGACUAAUGUCAUGUUAUCUAGAGGUAAUAAAGGUUAAUAUUUCAUCUGAGCUCCCUUCUGUGUAACCUUACAUAAUUAGUUUGACAUUGUGACACUUGGUGCAUUGACUUCUUUAGCCUCAAGGGUUUCUGUGCAAUUAUGGUAGACAUAAGAAUUAAAUGAAAUAAAUACAAACAAAUAAAAUCCUUUUAUUUUGUCCAACAAAGUGCACGCCUCAAAUCUACAAAGCAGCACAUUACAAUGUAAUGGAAUAAAUACAUUAAAAUCAACUGAAUUAAAAAAAAAAAAAAAAAA
This is a messenger RNA of Melanotaenia boesemani (Boeseman's rainbowfish), 3263 nucleotides long. RefSeq names its product leucine-rich glioma-inactivated protein 1-like. Gene Ontology annotation, molecular function: protein binding. The record is from RefSeq and is a predicted model, not a curated record. The transcript is spliced from 8 exons. Gene Ontology annotation, biological process: myelination. Bases 543 to 2180 code for a protein of 545 amino acids. Lineage: Eukaryota; Metazoa; Chordata; Actinopteri; Atheriniformes; Melanotaeniidae.